AUGGUAAUGGGCGGCGGCGGUGGAGGAUCUUCUCGAGGCGGCCCCAGCAUCUUUGGCGGCUCUCCACCGCAUCAACAACAGCUACAGCCGCCGAGCAUUCGCGACUACGGCGCACUGGACAACAUGGACCAGCACGGCGGGCUGAUGAUGAGCAACAACGGCAUGGGAGCGCAUGGCAAUGCUCACUCAUCCUCUUCACACUCCUCCUCCCACAAGAUCAAGAAGGUCAUCUCCUGUACGGAGCUGAAGGGCCUCUCCAAGGGGCAGACGCAGCUGUGCAACCUCUACCAGGACCACAUACCGCACAUUGGCCUCGGGGCCCGGCUGGGCAUCAACGAGUGCCAGUACCAGUUCAAGAGCCAGCGCUGGAACUGCUCCACUGUCGAUGACUCCUCCGUUUUUGGGCACGUCCUCAACAUUGCAAGCCGAGAAUCGGCUUUUGCCCACGCCAUCUCCGCCGCCGGCGUAGUGUACGCCAUUGCACGGGCCUGUCGUGAUGGCCAGCUGACCCACUGUGGCUGCAGCCGUGACGCCCGACCCAAGUCGCUGAACCGAGAGUGGACCUGGGGCGGCUGUGGCGACAACAUCGACUACGGCUACCGCUUUAGCAAGUCCUUCAUUGACGUGCGUGAAAAGGAGGCAGGCGCCAAGGUCGGCAAGAGCAGUCGAGAGAAUGCCCGAAAGCUGAUGAACCUCCACAACAAUGAGGCUGGCAGAAGGGCGGUAAUGCGCAAGACCCGCGCCACUUGCAAAUGCCACGGCGUCAGUGGCUCCUGCUCGCUGGUCACCUGCUGGCAACAGUUGCUCAGCUUCAGAGAGGUGGGCGACUUUUUGAAGGACAAGUACGACGGUGCGACGGAGGUGCGCCUGAGCAAGCGUUCAAAGCUGCAGGUGAAACGGUACGAGCAGAAGAGGCCCACCAGUGAGGACCUGCUGUACCUGGACGACUCGCCCAACUACUGCGACGCCAGCAACCACACCGGCACCACGGGAACCUCGGGUCGGGCCUGCAAUCGCACCUCCAGCGGCACUGACGGUUGCAAUCUCAUGUGCUGCGGCCGAGGCUACAACACCCAAAGAGUGACCGUAAAAGAGCGCUGCCACUGCAAGUUCCACUGGUGCUGCUACGUCGAGUGCAAGACCUGCACCCGAACCAACGAGGUGUACUCGUGCAAGUGA
Messenger RNA from Rhagoletis zephyria (snowberry fruit fly), 1179 nucleotides. NCBI's taxonomy places the organism in Eukaryota, Metazoa, Arthropoda, Insecta, Diptera, Tephritidae. The record is from RefSeq and is a predicted model, not a curated record.